GAAAUAAACAAUGAUUUAGAAGGUAUGAAAAAAAGAGACAUAAAUUAAAAAUUUAAAAUAAAUUAAAAUAAAAUAAAUACAUGAUUAUUAAUUGUGAAAAUAAUUAUGAAGAUAUGGCUAAAUAAAUUAUCAUCAUCAUCUUGUAAAGGGCAUGAAGAAAUAGAUGAUAAAGAUGAAAUAUCCUCCAUUGAUGAAAGCACAUAUAGUUUCUCAAGAGGUCUUCUUCCUUCCCUUGGUGCAUGUAGCAAUCGUCGUAUGGUUGCUCGCCCAUAUAUUAUCUCCCCUUUAAGCUCUCGCUAUAGAACAUGGGAGGGUUUUCUGAUCAUAUUGGUGGUGUAUAAUGCAUGGGUGUCACCAUUCGAAUUUGGAUUUCUUGAACGCCCAUUCAAAGUGCUAGCUGUUAUUGAUAAUGUUGUUAAUGGUUUUUUCGCCAUUGAUAUAAUAUUGACAUUCUUUCUUGCUUAUCUUGAUCCGAAAACAUACGUACUUAUUGAUGAGCGUGAUAAGAUUGCUAGGAGGUAUGUCCUUAGUUGGUUUGCUUUCGAUGUUGUAUCCACUAUUCCUUCUGAACUUGCUACUAAGAUUCUCCCCACUUCUCUCAAACCAUAUGGACUCUUCAAUAUGUUACGUCUUUGGCGUCUUCGUAGAGUCAGCAAGAUGUUCUCUAGAUUAGAGAAAGCUCCAAAUAUCAAUUAUUUUUGGAUACGAUGCUUGAAGUUAGUUUCCGUUACUCUAUUUGCGGUGCAUACGGCUGCAUGCUUUUUCUAUAACAUUGCUGUUCAUCAUCCUGAUUCAAAAAAUAUUUGGUUAACACUUGUGACGGAUGAUUACUUAAAGGAGAAUUUGUUGGUUCGUUACGUGGCAUCGGUGUAUUGGUCGAUCUCCACACUUUCAACAACGGGUUAUGGUGAUUUGCAUCCAGUUAAUACGACUGAGAUGAUAUUUGAUAUUUUCUAUAUGCUCUUUAAUCUUGGAUUGUGUGCAUACAUUAUUGGAAAUAUGACUAAUUUGGUGGUUGAUGCGACAAGCCGAACUAGAAAAUUUAGGGAAACACUACAAGCUGCUUCAAGUUUUGCGGUGAGGAACGGGCUACCUGCUCACUUACAAGAACAAAUGGUGGCCCACUUACGUUUGAAAUAUAGAGCUAAUUCAGAAGGUUUGCAACAUCAAGAGAUUCUUGAAUCUCUUCCCAAUGCAAUUAAGUCAAGUAUCUCACAUUACCUCUUCUAUCCUCUACUUGAAAAAGUCUAUCUUUUUCACGGUGUGUCCGAUGACCUGCUUUUUCAGUUGGUUUUAGAGAUGAAAGCUGAAUAUUUCCCUCCAAAAGAAAAUGUGAUUUUGCAGAAUGAGGCUCCGACUGAUUUAUAUGUACUGGUCUCUGGUGCCAUGGAAUUUAUCUACCAACAAAAUGGAUCUGAACAGAUUAUUGAAGAUUUAUACUCGGGAGGUGUGUGCGGGGAGUUAGGAGUUCUUUGUUAUAGACCACAACUCUUUACAGUUCGUACAAAGAGAUUGAGUCAACUUCUGCGUUUGAAUCGUACUUCUCUUUUGAGUCUUGUCCAAGCAAAUGUUGGGGAUGGAGCUAUCAUCAUGAACAAUCUCCUCGAGCAUCUAAAAGAGCAAAAAGCCCCAAUGAUGCAAUCUUUUUUAAAAGAAAUAGAGAACAUGUUGGCUCAUGGAAGAAUGGAAUUGCCUCUAAGUUUAUGUUUUGCUGCAACAAGAGGAGAUGAACCAUUGUUACAACAUUUGCUUAGAAGAGGUUCUAAUCCAAACGAGGUCGACAUAAACGGGCGCACUGCGCUGCACAUUGCAGCUGCCAAGGGAAAUGAAAAGUGUGCUCUUGUUCUCCUUGCAUAUGGAGCAGAUCCAAACAUAAAAGACACAGAAGGAAUUGUUCCACUUUGGGAUGCAAUUGUAGCGAAGCAAGAGGCUGUGAUCAAGCUUCUAGUGGACCAAGGUGCUACUCUAGCAUCAGGUGAUGUACCUCAGUAUGCAUGUCAUGCAGUAGAACAAGAUAACCUUGAGUUGUUAAAGGAUGUUGUUCGAUAUGGUGGAAAUGUUACUUUGCCUGGUACCAGUGCUGAUACUACCGCACUUCAUGCAGCUGUAACUAAUGGCAAUCCUGAAAUAGUUAAAUUCCUUUUAAAGCAAGGUGCAGAUAUUGACAAGUCAGAUAUACAUGGAUGGACACCUAGGAAUUUGGCUGAUCAUUAUGGGAAUGAAGAGAUUAAAGCAUUAUUUGAUCAUUUUAAAGAAGGUGCUAAAGUUCAAUCAGUUGUUAUGGUUCCUUAUCCUGAAGUUGCCAGUCCUACUUUCUUAAAGAAGGUUAAGACUGGGGAUACCAUGGAUGUUACUCCUCGUACUCGUGAAGUCACUUGGGCUGAUAAGCAUCCUCGACGUCGAGUUAACACGUUUCGAAAUUCACUGUUUGGGUUCGUGUCUGCAGCAGCAACUAGAGGUGAUGCAGCCCCUGAUGGGCAUAGUUUCACAAACUCUCCAUUUUUUGUGCAUCAUCCAACUAGAGUGAUACUAAGAUGCCCUGGUAAAGGUGAUCCAGCAAAGCUUGUCAGUUUGCCUGAUACCAUCCCAGAACUACUCGAAAUCGGCACCCAAAAGUUUGGACGACGUUGUACAAGAGUGAUGACUUCAGAUGGAGCUGAAAUUGAUGAAAUAGAGCUUAUAAGAGAUGGUGAUCAACUUUGCCUCAUAUGUGAAGACACCCAUAGUACGCCUCAAAGCUAGAACUUCUUGGUUUUGGUUCAAGAAUGUGUAGACAACCAUAUGAUAUCUGACAGCAAUCUAAGAUUUGGAAGAGCUCUGUAAGAGAAUUUUAAAUAAACAAUGGAGUGAGGUGACUGGUAUAUUUCAUUAUAUGAUGAUCAUGUAUUCAUAUUCGUACCGCUUCAAUAAAUUGAUGACCUAAGAAGUAUGAUUUUGAUCAAGAGUCUACGAUAUGAUUUUUUAACUAGUAAGCUGUACAUUGAUUAUUCUUUCAAUUCUUUAAUUGUGCUACAUUGUGGUUAAAAAAGCUCUCUGCUUAGAAAACCACAAUACUAUAGCAAACUCUAAAAGAACAUAAGAGUUUAUCAUAAUGUAGAGUAAUUAGGAAAAACCUCUUCAUGUAAUAUUUAGUUUGUAUGUCUAGAAAUAGUGUAUCAUAACAUAGUUUACAAAUUACAAGGCAAGGGUUAGAAAUUAUAGAAAUACUAUUCUAAUUAUUGAAUUGUCUCUUUGCUAUUUUAAUAAUUUUUUUAUUUACA
This is a messenger RNA of Amaranthus tricolor (Joseph's coat), 3260 nucleotides long. RefSeq names its product potassium channel AKT1-like. Gene Ontology annotation, biological process: potassium ion transport; transmembrane transport. The coding region runs from base 106 to 2742 and encodes 878 amino acids. Gene Ontology annotation, molecular function: voltage-gated potassium channel activity; protein binding. The record is from RefSeq and is a predicted model, not a curated record. NCBI's taxonomy places the organism in Eukaryota, Viridiplantae, Streptophyta, Magnoliopsida, Caryophyllales, Amaranthaceae. Gene Ontology annotation, cellular component: membrane. The transcript is spliced from 12 exons.